UCAGAAGUAGGGUUUCCGCGGGCCGGGGCCCCCCCUGCAGAGGCCGGGCCGGCCCGCGGCGCGCUGGGCUCCGGAGCAUCCCCCCUCCGCGCAUUCUUAGGUGGUGCGGCCCGAGGGCCCGGCGUCUUUCCCCCAGUUUGCAGUUCACCCGGAGCGCUCGGGACUUGCCCACCGCGGUGACGGCGGCAACAUGUCUGUGGCGUUCGCGGCCCCGAGACAGCGAGGCAAAGGGGAGAUCACGCCUGCUGCGAUUCAGAAGAUGUUGGAUGAAAAUAACCAUCUAAUUCAGUGUAUAAUGGAGUAUCAGAGUAAAGGAAAGACUUCAGAGUGUUCUCAGUAUCAGCAGAUAUUGCAUACAAACUUGGUGUACCUUGCUACAAUAGCAGACUCUAAUCAAAAUAUGCAAACUCUUUUACCGGCUCCACCCACACAGAAUAUGCCUAUGGGUCCUGGAGUGAUGAAUCAGAGCGGGCCCCCCCCACCUCCGCGCACUCACAACAUGCCUUCAGAUGGAAUGGUAGGCGGGGGUCCUCCUGCACCACACAUGCAGAACCAGAUGAACGGCCAGAUGCCUGGACCUAACCAUAUGCCUAUGCAAGGACCUGGACCCAAUCAACUCAAUAUGACAAACAGUUCCAUGAAUAUGCCUUCAAGUAGCCAUGGAUCCAUGGGUGGUUACAACCAUUCCGUGCCAUCCUCACAGAGUGUGCCAGUACAGAAUCAAAUGACAAUGAGUCAGGGGCAGCCCAUGGGAAACUAUGGCCCUCGACCUAAUAUGAACAUGCAGCCAAACCAAGGUCCAAUGAUGCAUCAGCAGCCACCUUCUCAGCAGUACAAUAUGCCACAGGGCGGCGGGCAGCACUACCAAGGACAGCAGCCCCCGAUGGGAAUGAUGGGUCAAGUUAACCAAGGCAAUCAUAUGAUGGGUCAGAGACAGAUUCCUCCCUACAGACCACCGCAGCAGGGCCCACCACAGCAGUACUCAGGCCAGGAAGACUAUUAUGGGGACCAAUACAGUCAUGGUGGACAAGGUCCUCCGGAAGGCAUGAACCAGCAAUAUUACCCUGAUGGUCAUAAUGAUUACGGUUAUCAGCAACCGUCGUAUCCUGAACAAGGCUACGAUAGGCCUUAUGAGGAUUCCUCACAACAUUACUACGAAGGAGGAAAUGCACAGUAUGGCCAACAGCAAGAUGCUUACCAAGGACCGCCGCCUCAGCAAGGCUAUCCUCCCCAGCAGCAGCAAUACCCAGGACAGCAGGGCUAUCCCGGGCAGCAGCAGGGCUAUGGUCCUUCACAGGGUGGUCCAGGUCCUCAGUAUCCUAAUUAUCCACAGGGACAAGGUCAGCAGUAUGGAGGAUAUAGACCAACACAGCCUGGACCACCCCAGGCCCCCCAGCAGAGGCCUUAUGGGUAUGACCAGGGACAGUAUGGAAAUUACCAACAGUGAAAGAGUCCUCACAUUCCAACAGCCAGUACUUACUAGCAGCCAUAUUGUCACCUCAGCACUGUGGCCGCCUCCCUGUGAAGAGAUCCUUCCAUUCCAUCUAGUUUUUUGGAAAAAUCAUGUGGAUAAGUGGCUCUUUCAUCUUCAAGCAGCCUUUGUGGUUUAGUUGUAAAAGGCUUUAGUAGCUCAAAAAUACUCUUGAUUUCACAUUUCUACUCUAGAUGGCAACAUUGGACAGAAAAUGCAAUGACAUAACCAAUUUGCAGUGAUUUUGGAACUGUGUUUCAGAUGGACUGUUACCUACCGACUGAAAGGUGUGAACAGCUUUGUAUGUUUAUGAAGGUUAAGGGAAUUUAAUACUUUUCCACAGAUUCUUUUGUAAGGGGGAGAGGGGAAUGUACACUUUUUACAGCAGCAAUAUUUUGUAUAUUAUGUUUAUUUCAUGUGAAUAUGCAAGGCGGUACACUACGCACUGGACAGAAUCGGAAACCCUCUUACUAAUGUGGACUGACAUGUGGUAGAUGUCUGAUUGUUUUGGUCUCAAGGUGGUGUACUAUGAAGGUAAAGGUGAGGGAGAAGACAACAGCACACCAUAUGUCCACUGUCAUGGUCUUAGAGAGGAAACGUAAAUCCCUUUUAUCUGUCAGAUAACGAAGGGCACUGUGAUAACUGUUUUGAGUAAAAAGACUUUUUUUUUAAAAGCCUUCCAGUUUUGUGGAUUAAAACUUUUUUAUAAAGAUCAUUUAUAAUACUGUUUUAAAAUGUAAGGCAAUAAGAAUUACUUUUUGUUGGAUUUGAAGAAUCUUUAGUAACAGUUUCAUGUAAACCGAGUGGUAAUCCUUUCCUAAAAUAGCAAUAACUGAAAACGAAGUGUUCAUUUUAUCUAGUUUGAGUAAUCAGAAGACUUAGUAAAUAAUACCAAAAAACAUUUUGUAAAUAAUAUUAAAGAAGAGUCAACAUGGAUCCAGUAAUUUUAUUUUUUAACAUCAGAAGGAUAAUUGGUUUAUAUAAUAAGAUAGUAAUUCAGGAGACUUUACAAACCUUUAUUUCAGCUUUCUUAACUGGAAAUAAUGCCGUUACAAAGGGACACUCAUAUUUUUUUCCUUUUUUUAUGUUGGUUAAUAUAACCCAAAGAAAUGGUUAGUAUAAUGCUUAUUGAUGAGGAUUAUUCUGAUCUAUAUUAAAAGCGUAGAAGCUGCGUUUUAGAUUUGUUUAUAAGCAUGAUAUAUUUAAUCAUUAUUUGAGACUGUCCUGUGCCUGAUUAUUUAGUUAAAUUCAGGGAUAAUGCAUUGGGCAGGAAAGCAUGCAUUCAGAAAUUUCUUACCAUAGUUAUUUAAGCAUAAUCUGAAAACAUCUAGCCCAAAGGUAAGUUACUAUUUCCAUCACAGUUGCCUGUGCCCAGGGAAUAAGAUGUAUUCUUUGUAAUUGAAUUGGUUUUUCCCACUUCUAACUGGAAACAAAACAGAAGGGAUGCCAUAAAUUUGAACAAGCGGAACAUUGUGUUCUCUUCAUACUGUAAUCAAAAGUGGGAAUUUCAGUUGUCUUUGUGUGUGUAUGAGAGAGAGAAUGUGUGUGUCCUAAGGUCAAAAUAGGGUCUUUUUCAACUUGUCCAGUAGAAAAUGGACAUCAAGUUUGAACAGAUAAAGCAAGGACAGCCUUAUUGUGAUUGAAAUGCUGAGAGAUUCUGUGCCAAUUUUCCACCACUGUGUACUUUGUUGCUAUUUAAAACUGUAUCAACUCUAACGAAGAAUAAAUUAUUUGUGAUUUUAA
This is a messenger RNA of Cavia porcellus (domestic guinea pig), 3214 nucleotides long. It is a transcript of the gene Ss18, whose product is annotated as SS18 subunit of BAF chromatin remodeling complex. Bases 191 to 1447 code for a protein of 418 amino acids. The transcript is spliced from 11 exons. Gene Ontology annotation, molecular function: transcription coactivator activity. NCBI's taxonomy places the organism in Eukaryota, Metazoa, Chordata, Mammalia, Rodentia, Caviidae. The record is from RefSeq and is a predicted model, not a curated record.